UAAUGAGGUCGGCGUCCUCGGGGAGCGAGACGAUGGUCCACAUCCAGACCUAGCGAGAAGGUUUCCCCCUCGGCUGAAGCCUCCAGCUGACCUUCUCCGUCCACAUGUUCCUGCCCAAAGACAACUAGCUCCAUAGAAACUUGUUUUCCGAGCGCUAUAAAGUUCCAGCAUGGACAACCUGAUAGACUUUGACCAGCCGUCCGACGCCUCGUCUCUCUGCGUGGAAGCUCAGCGCCGCACAGACGCCUUCUCCCCUGAGCCGCGGGCGUCCGUCCAGCAGACCCCGCUCCUCCCAGAACCCCUGGCGCCGACCAGAGCCGGCGCCCAGCGUCCGCCGGCGGAGGGACGCCACGACGACAGCGAUGCCACAGAGUCUGCAGACAGCGAGAACGACAUGGACCCGCCGUCCCUGAAAUGGGAGCUGAGGAGGUCCUCUUCGUCGUCGGCUCACAGCGGCGAGGACGCAGACGCCGACGCCGUGGAGAGGAGGCGGUUCAUGAAGGCCUACGUGGAGAAGGUGUUUCACGGAAAGGAGGACUUUGACCAGGAAGAGAAGGCGAGGUUCGGAGAGCUGUGCAGCGGGGAGAACGGAAAAGGCAGGGAAUGGUUUGCCAAGUACGUCAGCGCCCAGCGCUGCCACUCCAAGUGUGUGUGUGAAGCCACGUUCUACAGGCUGGUCCAGUCCUUUGCAGUCGUGCUGUUUGAAUGUUACCAGAUGGACGACUACAGCCCGGCUAAAAACCUCAUGACCAUGUGCUUCACGUAUUACUACAUCGGGAAGAGCCCGCCGUCUCCCUCUGACCUGCUGGAACGCGGCGUGCCUCCGGCGGGUCUGGACUCCUACCUGAACAAGGCCAACUCCUGGCUGUCAGGAAAGAAGGACGCCGCAGAGCGCCUCCUCAAAAACACGUCCAAAACCGACGUCAAAGGCUUCUUCGGAGGCCUGGAGAGCAAACUGAGGAGCUCAAUGGCUCCCAGGUCCGAUGACGGCCCCGUCGAGAUGAAACCCAAGUCACCAGAGUCGGAGGCUCCGGAAGAGAAGAAAGGAGAAAAGGUUUAUCUGUACACUCACCUGAAGCAGCAACCCAUCUGGCACACGCUCAGGUUCUGGAACGCCGCCUUCUUCGAUGCCGUCCAUUACGAGAGGAGGAAGAGAUCUCCGACCACGAGCGGAGCGCAGGACGCAGAGAGCAGCGAGAGGGAGAAGUGGGACCACAUGACCCAGGAGGAGAGAGACGACAGCUCCAAAAUCGACGAGAACAUCGCUUUUGGCCAGCUGGGGACUUUCACCCAUAACAUGCUGGCCUUCGGUCUCAGCAAAAAGCUCUGUAACGACUUCCUGAAGAAGCAGGCGGUCAUCGGGAAUCUUAAUGAAGAGCAAUACAAGCUGCUGAGCGACCACAUUGACAAGAUGGCGGCGGAGUGAGUCCGAGGACGGCGCCGGUUUCCCCUCCAGCUCGACGUCACUCCCCAUAUUUAUGUUGUCCGGUGCUGAAACCCUUCGUCUGCUGUGCUGGACGUCUUCUCUGGGAAUAUGAGCGAUAAUCUGCCACCAUCAGCCGCUCAUAUACCGGAACCAGAGAACGAGCGGCCGCCAUGUGUUCAUGUGCAGAUGUCCAACAUGGCUUCUGGUGUGAUUUCCUGUCAAACGCGUCUCUUUUAAGGAUUCAGCAUAUCGUGAUCUGAUGUUCAGACGUUUAUUUAUUUAGUUGUUGUAUUUUUAUAUAUGUUUUGUUUUUUGCUGUUCUGUAGCUUCUCCCUUGUAAACUGACAGACACAAACGAGUAGGACGUUCACUUCGAUCAAAGCUGUAAUCUGCCCAGGCGUUCAACACAAAGGUUUUACGCCAGCUUCAGCAAACCCGAUCUGGUUCAUCUCAACGACAAAACAAAAAAAAAAAACUUUUAAAAAUGACGUUAAGGGGAAAUUUUACACACUUCAAUCUCACUUUAGCUGCUUUAACUCACACACUCAGAUUUAUCCCGCCUGCCAAGUGCCUUUUGUGGAAGUGAUGAUCAUUCCUGACCCUCGCCGCGCUCCGUCCCACUUCCAGGUGACUUCAUCUCCUGGAUCCUGCUGCAUGCUGCAUGUCCAAACCCAGUGAGCUGCUGUUACCUUGUCCUGCCACUAAGGGGCAGCAUCGUGUCACAGACAUGACUGAAGCUCCAGGCUUCAUACAUUAAUCUCUGGUGUAAAUAUACAUGUUCCUCUUUAAAUGUUGAAGAAUUAGACGUAAAGCUGUCUGUAGCGCCCCCACGUGUCCGUCUGAGGUAGUUUUUUCCGUGUUCUCUGUGAAAUGUAAAGCAGUUGCUCUGCAGCUACAUGUUUAAAUCGAUCCGUGUGAAUAAGCGUCGGUUCAUUUAGAGCAGAAAUGUAACUGGAUCUGCACCUGUCCGACCUGACCUGAGGUGUCGGCCGCUGUGUUGUACAUGUCAGCUCACGCUAAGCCCUUUGCACUACAUUUACUCUCUUCAUGUCCGCCCAUGAGUGUUUCUGGGCCUUAAAGUGGAAACUGUACGGACCGCUCAACGUUUAACUCAUGUAAUCAAAUCCAAAAACCGGGUGAUUAAAUUGUGAAUAUGAUUUAAGGAAAA
Fundulus heteroclitus (mummichog) is the source of this 2594-nucleotide messenger RNA. RefSeq names its product KIAA0513 ortholog. The record is from RefSeq and is a predicted model, not a curated record. The transcript has 12 exons. Lineage: Eukaryota; Metazoa; Chordata; Actinopteri; Cyprinodontiformes; Fundulidae. The coding region runs from base 170 to 1426 and encodes 418 amino acids.